Messenger RNA from Anopheles nili, 776 nucleotides. It is a transcript of the gene Arpc5, whose product is annotated as actin-related protein 2/3 complex subunit 5-B. NCBI's taxonomy places the organism in Eukaryota, Metazoa, Arthropoda, Insecta, Diptera, Culicidae. The record is from RefSeq and is a predicted model, not a curated record. Gene Ontology annotation, molecular function: actin filament binding. Gene Ontology annotation, cellular component: actin cytoskeleton; Arp2/3 protein complex; cytoplasm. The transcript has 3 exons. Gene Ontology annotation, biological process: cell migration; regulation of actin filament polymerization; Arp2/3 complex-mediated actin nucleation. The coding region runs from base 56 to 517 and encodes 153 amino acids.
AUCUAGGGUGUUGCUCUGCAUAAUUUGCUAGUGUUUUCACUCAUACGAUACUGCCAUGGCCAAAAACACCAACAGUUCGGCGUUCCGCAAAAUUGAUGUUGACCAGUACAAUGAAGAUAAUUUCAAGGAGGAUGACGCAGACCAGGCCUCUAGCGGGAUGAUUGUGCCGGACGAAACGGAAAUCAACUCCCUACUGAAUCAAGGACGCAACAACGACGCUUUGAGAACGGUUCUUCAAAAUGCUCCGUUGAUGUGCAAAAACCAACAAGUAAAAGAUAACGCGCUAAGUCUCACCCUGCGAGUGCUAUUGUCCAUUAAAUCAUCCCAAAUCGAUGCCGCCAUCGAGUCGCUGGACGACCCGGAUUUAUGCGAUGUCCUCAUGAAAUACAUCUACCGUGGAUUCGAAAUGCCAACCGAGGGCUCAAGUGGACAUCUGCUGACCUGGCACGAAAAAGUGUUUGCGAAAGGAGGCGUUGGUAGUAUCGUACGGGUGUUAUCGGAUAGCGCUCGGGCUUGAAUUUCGAUAUUUAGUUGAAGCAAAAUUCGUUCCGAAAACGCCGCGCAAAAUAGGGUGCUUCAACAGCGUCACAAGUCACAUUUGAAGUAUUUGUUUCACGCUUUAGAUAGCGCAUUUUAAAUUGUAGUAACUGAUGCUGGUGAAACGUGCCAAGUAUCGGUACGUUCAUUCCCAAACAAAAACUCUUAGUUGAUCGAGCGGUUACGAUUGAGUUUUUUUCCCAAAGUGUUAAAUAAACAGGUGAUUAAUGUAUUGUUAA